This is a messenger RNA of Labeo rohita (rohu), 937 nucleotides long. It is a transcript of the gene pabpn1l, whose product is annotated as PABPN1 like, cytoplasmic. Bases 84 to 626 code for a protein of 180 amino acids. NCBI's taxonomy places the organism in Eukaryota, Metazoa, Chordata, Actinopteri, Cypriniformes, Cyprinidae. The record is from RefSeq and is a predicted model, not a curated record. The transcript has 7 exons. Gene Ontology annotation, molecular function: RNA binding.
GUUUAUUCCUUUCUAAACAAUAAUAUGUGUUGGGGGAAAUCGUUAGAUAACACUGUUAGGCGCAUACCAGGAACGUUUCAAAUAUGAACAUGGCGGAUCAAAAUGAGCUGGAUGCAAUUCAAACUUGCAUGCUGGAAAUGGACGAGUCUGACAUGCAGUAUGAGGUAGAGAGACCGUUUCCCUACAGCCCUCAGGCAGGAUUAUUCUUCAGUAUGACCCAUGAGGAGAAAAUAGAUUCCGAUAGGAGAUCUAUCUAUGUGGGGAAUGUGGAUUAUGGAGCAACUGCAGAUGAAUUGGAGAUGUACUUUAAUGGCUGUGGCCACGUUAACAGAGUUACAAUCCCGUAUAAUAGAUUCACAGGCCAUCCAAAAGGAUUUGCCUAUGUUGAGUUCUCAGAGAGGGAGUCUGUGAGGACUGCCUUGACUUUAGAUGAAACACUAUUCAGAGGACGCAUCAUUAAGGUAUUGCCAAAAAGAACAAACAUUCCAGGUUUCAGGACUACAGACGCAUACUUGCGUGGAGGUUGGUCCCGAGGACGAGGUUUCCGUGCCUCGAGGUUUUAUAACCCGUUCAGAGGCUUCAUUAGGGAAAAUGGAAGAGCUCAUCCUUGGGUUGAUUCUUUUUGAUAUCCAUUUUUGACUUUUCUGUUAUGUUCAAAGCACUUCUUGGUGCUGAUUAAUUUAUGUUUCAGUAAUUGCAUGACGGGAGCUCAGUUAUUAUUUUGUGUGUGUAUGUAGCUUGAAUGACACUACAAAAACGGAGACCUGAUUUAUAUUGAGUGGUUAGUAUUUUAUUUAUUAUAUUUUAGUCAAUUUCUUUAAAAUACUAUGCCUGUGAGAGGCUGAGAUGUCUUGUGAAUUUCAGUACUUUGUCUAUUUUUGAAAUUUUCAGUGCUCAAAUUUGUCAGAUCAAUGUAAAUAAAAUCUAUAUUAUCACA